Messenger RNA from Sebastes umbrosus (honeycomb rockfish), 2719 nucleotides. RefSeq lists its product as uncharacterized. The coding region runs from base 1 to 1707 and encodes 568 amino acids. The transcript is spliced from 12 exons. The record is from RefSeq and is a predicted model, not a curated record. NCBI's taxonomy places the organism in Eukaryota, Metazoa, Chordata, Actinopteri, Perciformes, Sebastidae.
AUGUCUCAUGUCAGACUGUGCUCCCAUUGCACUGUGACUGGUCCCACUGUCAUCGAUAUCCACGGCCAGGUUAACUCUGUCCAGGACCGGUGUGCGUACGCUCUGAUGAGGACCCCAUUAUUCCCAAAUUUACAGGUUCAUGCGACAUUCCAGGAACGACGGCGUAAAGAUGUUAGCUUUUUGGACUGUGUGAUCCUGUCUCUGGAGAAUCCACGUGUUGAUAUUAACCUGGAACAAGGCGGGAAAGUUCAGAUGGACAACGUACCGAUGACGCUCAACGCCACGGCUCAGCCAGUUCACGGAGUGGAGCUCUCUCAGGACCAGACCGGAGUGACCGCCAAGAUGUCCCACUUGAACAACACGAUAACUGUCUUCUUUGAUGGCUACACUGCACAGAUACACAUUAAAGGACCGAGUGGACAACGUCAACCUGUGGAUGGUUUAUGUGGCAACUCCAGCAGGCCUUUGAGUGAAGCGAGGCUCUCUAAUUACAGUGCAACCGGCUGUGAGACGCAGUACCAGGACGCCGCUGACAGCACGAUCAACUGCAACGCAACGACUGAACGCUGUGAUCUCCUGAAAGAGGCGCCUUUCACGGCCUGUCACAGCAACAUCGCCCCAGAGCCCUACGUAGCUGCCUGCACCAACACUUUGUGCAAAUAUCCUGAUGUGGACAGUCUCAACUGUCAGUUCCUGGAGGCCUACGCCAAAGCCUGCAGCCUCUACAGCGAUGACACACUGGACGGCUGGAGGUCAAAGGCCAACUGCUACCCUCAGGCCUUCUGUCAGGACCGAUUCUGCAGUGCUCAUGAGUUCUGCGUUGAGAAGAGCAACAGUGGUGAAACCCGUUGCCUCUGUCGGGCCAUAUUUGCUUCCCCAUACAGAUCUCAAAACACUUUAGGUGACGCGGUGUUCUGCAAUGGGACCACUCUGUCGGUUACUCUGGUUGGUUGUCUCCUUGGGGACAAAGGCAUCAACUACUCUGACUUACACCUUUACGACAAGAACUGCCGAGGUGAAAUGGACAACGCGACCCACAUGGUGACCUUAGGCCUCGACACCAAGACCGAGACCUGUGGAACGAUGAUCACGAUGAACAACGGCACAGUUAUCAACAAGAAUGGCGUCAUUCUGGAGACCACCGGUGAGGAACUGAUGGACUUCAAAUGUCCUUUUGUUCUUCCAGAUAUCAACAUCGAUUUCUCAGUAACCAUCAAAGUCAAGAGUGGCGUCAGCAGCUCUUCGGUCGCGUAUAUUACAACUGGAAUUUGGAACUACACUUUGACCAUGACGGCCUACACUAACGCCCGCCGGACACACAUUGUGAAUAAGGACACCCUCCUCCACCUGAACCAGAAGGUCUGGUUUGAGCUGAAGACAGACGGCCUGAAUGAUAAAAUGGUUAAUCUGGUGACCCACUCCUGCUUUGCAACCAACGAUCCAUCACCCGAUGCAUCUCUGACAUACAACCUCAUCAUGGACGGCUGUGGGAACACUGCUGACAAAACCGUGGUGGUGGAGAGCAACGGACAGGGAACAGCCAACUACUUCUCCUUCAACAUGUUCCAGUUCGCAGGGAAAAGUGGAGAGGUCUACCUGCACUGCAGACUGAACCUGUGUGCCAAAUCGAGCAAGACCUGUGUCCCGGUCGUUUCCAUGGUGACUCAGACUGGACGACAAGGCGUAGACCUCCAGAAUGAUUCCUGAUGAAGAGUCUGAACGCCUGAAUAUCUUCGAUUUUAUGAACAUCCUCUCCUGAAAAGAUCAGCUCAGUUAUGAUUGUUGUGAAGCCAUGUAGCACACAAAACUGUAAUAACCAGGUUUGAGGGAUUCAUCACUUCCUCAGUGAUUUAAAACAUUCUAUUAACCAAACAAGCAGCACAAACAAAAGAAAUGAGAGUUUAGAUAAUAGUUAGUCUGUGAAGGUUUAAAUCUUGAUAUAGCAAUUAUGAGCAGACUGGAGAAGUUUUUUUGUUUCUUUUUACUUUUUACACUCCCUCUAUAGGAUCUCUCACAGUUUUGUCACUCUUAUUGGGGCCUAAAAUGUAUUUUAUUUACUGUAUCUUCUCUGCAAUUUGCAUUAGAGGAUUAGAGAGGAUUAGACUAAAUUGCGAACUCUCACACACAAUGAAGGCAUUUGUUGAAUUUGCAUUAAUUUCGGCGAUACAAGAUUUCCUGGAGGGACUGAUUCUACAAUUCAUACUUUCACUCUACUAAUACUACUAUGGUGAAGGUUUCUUUUUUAUUAUUAUAACCACUCUGUUACACAUAUACUAUAGUCCAAUCUUAAAGAUGUAACACAUAUUAAAAGAAUAUCUUAUUUGCUUUCCUUCCAAGGGUGAGAUGAGAAAAUGCAUUAGGUACGGACCUGGAGUUAUGACAUGGUUAGAUUAGUUUAGUAUAAAGUAGGGCAGGCUGUGACAUGUGUAAUAAAAUAAUUAUUCCACUAUAGCAACUUUUGACAGGAAGUUUUGGAAAUUUUCUAUAGUAAUAAUAAUGGUCCAAAAUUAAGUAAAACUGUAUAGUUUUAGUCAAAAACCUUCAACUUUUCUUGGGUGAAGACCCCCAAACCCAGUACCUGUUAUUCACUGUCACAAUUCAGAUUGUGUCUCUUUAUCCGGCAGCAUAAUAUGUAAGAGCAUCCUGACUGUGACUAAAACUAGUUCACACACCAUUGAUUCAAGACUAAGUCAUCCUAUAAUAUAUUAUACAGUGAUGC